Messenger RNA from Ilex paraguariensis (yerba mate), 912 nucleotides. The record is from the annotation of a GenBank genome assembly. Lineage: Eukaryota; Viridiplantae; Streptophyta; Magnoliopsida; Aquifoliales; Aquifoliaceae.
GGGAGAGGAAGGAAUGAAAAUUACCAGAAAUAUGGGGGACUUGAGGCAUUCACUAAAAGAUGAAAUGACCUGUUCUUCUCACUAGAACAAAAUAUGCCUAAUAAAAGCCCCUACAAAAGCGCUUCGGUGUUUGGUUCCAAUUAUCAAACAGUUGGUGGGCACAGACACCUCUCUGUUCCUUCCUCUUUUUCCACUCAAUCUCCUCCCUCUCUCUCUAUUCCCUCUCCUCUGCAACACCUCUCUCUCUUUCUCUCUCUCAUGGGAGAUCCUCCACGUGCACCGGCGCAGAAUUUCUACAGCAUCCUCGGAAUCCCAAAAACUGCAACCCUUACAGAUAUAUGCAAAGCUUACAAAUCCCUUGUCAUGAAAUGGAAUCCCGAUAAGAAUCCGAACAACAAAUCUGAUGCCGAAGUCAAGAUCAAAUCUAUCAAUGAAGCCUAUAGGGUUCUUAGUACGAAGAAGAGAGAAGAAUAUUUUAACAUCGACGACCAAAAAUCGCCGGAAAAUUCGUUUCAUAACCGGAAAGAUGACGAGGUCUUCCCUUCCAGCCCGUCUCUUCUAUCUCGGAAUGCUAGCCGGAGGAGCCACACACCAACGCCGAGUCCAAGAAACUUACCGAAAAGUGCGAGCCGGAGAAGCACAACUCCACCGCCGAGUUUAUCGAGAAGCUCAAGUCGGAGUAGUACUUCGAGCACCCGAGAACAACCAGAUUCUCUAUCGAAAAUUACGAGUCGCCGGAGCACCACGCCGAUCAUUUUUUCGCAGUCGACCGCUCGGAGAAAACCUCAGCCCAUUGAGAAAAUGCUGGAGUGCACGCUUGAGGAGUUGUGCAAUGGUUGCGUGAAAAAGAUCAAAAUUACAAGAGAGGUCAUCUCAAACACCGGGUAUAUACAAAUCUUUCCCCAUCAUUAA